This is a messenger RNA of Danio rerio (zebrafish), 5966 nucleotides long. The record is from RefSeq and is a predicted model, not a curated record. NCBI's taxonomy places the organism in Eukaryota, Metazoa, Chordata, Actinopteri, Cypriniformes, Danionidae.
CAUGUGAUAAUUACAGGCAGGUGUGUUUGAUAUGGGUUGCAACUGAAAUCUGCAGGAAAGUGGCUCUCCAGGAACAGGGUUGACCACCCCUGUUCUAGUACAAUGAUCUCGAACUCAAUUCCUGAAGGGCUGCAGCUUGGUUUAGCUCCUACUCACACCUGUUUAAUAGUGUCUAGUAGUCUUGAACGCCUUGAUUAGUUGGAUCAGUUGUCUUUGAAUAGGGUUGGAGCAAAACUGUGCCCCUGCAGCCCUCCAGGAAUCAAGUUUGAGACCUGUGUGCUAGCAAGAGCCUGAUUAGCUGGUUCAGGUGUGUUUGAUUAGGGUUGCGAGCUAAAUUGUUGAGGACACCGGCCCUCCAGGACCGAGUUUGGACACUCCUGCUUUAACUGAAGGACCUACUGGAUUUGCCUACUAUUAAAUAACCUAUUGAGCCUGUGUAUAUUUGACCCAUGUAUAGUUUUUAAUAUUUAAAGCCUGAUUGUACUGAUAAAUGUUGUUAAAAAAGUGUAUUUGAUUAUGACCUGAACCCAGCAAACAAUGUUGUGUUUAUUAGACGUCUAAUGGACACCUAAAUGUAGGCAGCUAGGCUAAAACAAGGCUUAACUUGGCCUGCCAGUGAAAAUCUAAUAGCUAUCUUAGAAUAGAUCAAAACUAGACUAGUCAUGGAAUACAGAGUAGACAGACUUUGCAUAUGUAGUGGUACAACUUUUUUUUUUUUUUUUCAAAAAUUUUUUUUUUUACUUUUCUUCAAUGUCGAUUAGAUGUUCACUGUCAGCUCAAAUUUAGCCUUGCUUUAGCCAAGCCAUAUUUGUUUAGAUAUCUAUUAGACAUCUCUUAGACUUAAAAAAAAAAAAAAAACUAAUAAACAUCUAAACGUAGAUAGCUUAACUAAAGCAAGGCUAAAUUUAUGCUGUCAGUGAAAAUCUAAUAGACAUCUAAGAAUAGCCCAAAAGUAGACUAGUUAAAUAGACAGAUUUUAAAUGUGUAGUUAUUAAUUUCUGUUUUUUUCAUGACUAGUUUUGGUUUAUUCUUAGCCAAGACGACUGUUUAGACGUCUAUUAGACAUCUUUUAAAAACAAAAUUCUUGCUGGGAAUAGUUGAAAAUACGUUUCUGUUAUUGUCAUUGAACAGGUUCUUAUCAAUCAUUUAAAUAGGCUGGGGUUUGUUAUGUAAAGAAUAUACAUAGUCUGCUUCUCACUAAAUCAAAUCCCAUAAAGACUGCUUCUUUAAAAAUCAAUAAAGACCAUUGUUUUCCACAGAAACACUGUAAGCAUCCCUGAGGUAACUUCCUAGGAAAUCUCAGCAUCAAGGCAGCGAGAGCAAAAGCUUUGCGUUUUACAGCUCGCCUCAUAAAUGUGAGCGUCUUCAACUCGCAUCACACAGCUCCGCGUUUCUGACGGGCUCUGGAGAUCCUCGGUGUGUCGUACUGUUUUCGGUCACGAUGCCGUCCAGCAAACUUCACCUGGAGUGAAUGAAGAAUUCGCGGGAUUACAGCUGAUGCUUAAUCACGAAUUGAGGCAGAUGUGCAACUUCAACACGAUGAAUUCCGCGAGCGCUGAACUACGCGGUUUACCUCGCUCGGCUGACGUCCUCGUUCAUGUAUGAGAGAUUAUUCGUUCACCGCCGACUGUCCGUUCAUCACUUCUUCAAUACUCUCAUCCCGAAGCUUUCGCCUGAGCGUCAGUGUAAAAUGGGAAUCUGAAGUGCUUCACUUUCGCAGUUUUCCGGAGAAAAAGGUCCCAGGAAACGCAAAUUACCAGGUCUUCUCAUCCUCUCAGUUUCUUCACUCCUCUGGCUGCUCCUGGCUUCUGGAGAACACCUCGUCUGCACGCUGCCUCGGACACCAGGAACCUGCCGCCACGUCAAUCACGUCCUCACAGCCGGCUGCGGGGCGGCCCUCGUGGCCGGGAUGCCACUGUGUACCCUGCCAGUCGGCGGUGGAUCCUGAGGGGCAGGAGCUGCCCACCCAGUGCAGGGGGCAGAAGAACAAACACCCCGAACACGAAAUGAAUCUCUGCUGGAACGAGAUCAAACGCAAAUCCCACAACAUCAGGGUACGGCUUGAGGCCUUUUCGGACAACAGCGGGAAGCUCCAGCUGUCCCUACAGGAGAUCAUCGAAUGGCUGACAGCUAAAGACGAGGAGCUGUCCGAGCAGCUGCCCAUCGGAGGAGACGUCGGGGCAGUGCAGCACCAGCGGGAGUUUCACCAGGCUUUCAUGGAAGAUGUCAAAUCCAGAGGGCCCUACAUCUACUCAGUGUUGGAGUCGGCUCAGACCUUCCUGGCACAACACCCUUUCCAAGAGCCUGAGGAAACGUUACCUGAUGGCAAAGAGGUCUCUCCUCGCCGACGGAUGCUGAAUGUCAGCCGUUCCGUGUGGAAGCAGGCCAACGUGGCCAGUGACCUGUGGGAGAAGUUGACGGCGCGCUGCGUGGACCGACACCGGCACAUGGAGCGAACCCUGGAGAGGCUGCUGCAGAUCCAAGCUGCCAUGGAAGAGCUGGCAGCGGCUCUGGAGCAGGCGGAGGGAGUGAGGGAUGCCUGGGAGCCUGUGGGAGAUCUGUUCAUCGACUCGCUGCAGGACCACAUAGAUGCUACAAAGCUGUUCAAAGAAGAGCUGAGCCAGGUUAAAGAAGGAAUGAAACACAUCAAUGACCUGGCCCAUGAGCUGGCCAUAUCUGACGUGCACUUGUCCAUGGAUAACGCCAGAGCCCUGGAGCACCUUAACAACCGGUGGAAACUUCUGCAGGGGUCAAUUGAAGAACGCCUGAAACAACUGCAAGAUGCCCACAGAGAUUUUGGGCCAGGAUCGCAGCACUUUCUCUCCAGCUCCGUGCAGAUACCUUGGGAACGUGCCAUAUCGCCCAACAAAGUGCCAUACUACAUCAACCACCAGGCCCAGACAACCUGCUGGGACCAUCCAAAGAUGACUGAAUUAUACCAGGCUCUGGCGGACCUGAACAACAUCAAGUUCUCUGCAUACCGGACGGCCAUGAAGCUGAGGCACGUGCAGAAGGCGUUAAGAUUGGACCUGUUUAAACUGAGCAGCGUGGUGGAUGUGUUUAGAGAACAGGAGCUGCAGCAUGGCGAACACGUGAUGGACGUGGUGGAGGUCAUUCACGCUCUCACUUCACUCUAUGAGAGACUGGAGGAGGAGAGGUCCGUCCUGAUCAACAUCCCGCUGUGCGUCGAUAUGUGUCUCAACUGGCUGCUGAAUGUUUACGACAGUGGUCGUAAUGGUAAGAUGCGAGUGCUGUCCUUCAAGAUGGGCCUGGUUAUUCUAUGCAAUGCAGACAUCCAGGAGAAGUAUAAAUACCUUUUCCGACAGGUGUGUGGUCCAGGCGGCCUGACAGAUCAGAAACAUCUCAGUCUGUUACUGCACGAGGCCAUUCAGGUCCCACGGCAGCUCGGGGAGGUGGCGGCCUUUGGAGGGAGCAAUGUAGAGCCCAGUGUCCGCAGCUGCUUUCGCAUGGUUUCCGGAAAGUCGGCGAUCGAGUUGUCUCACUUCUUGGAGUGGAUGAGUCUGGAGCCUCAGUCGGUGGUGUGGCUUCCAGUUCUGCAUCGUGUUACUGUGGCUGAAACCGCUAAACACCAGGCGCGCUGCUACAUCUGUAAACAGUGCCCUAUCAAGGGCUUCAGAUACCGAAGUCUAAAACAAUUCAAUGUGGACAUCUGCCAGACGUGUUUUCUGACGGGCCGAACAACCAAGGGCAAGAAACUACACUAUCCCAUCAUGGAGUACUACACCCCGACGACCUCAGGUGAGAAGAUGCGGGACUUCGCAAAGACGUUGAAGAACAAGUUCCGCUCGAAGCAGUAUUUUAGUAAACACCCUCAGAGGGGAUACCUGCCUGUUCAAUCAGUACUGGAGGUGGAGAGCUCUGAGACGCCCUGCUCAUCUCCCAGGCUGCCUCAUGCAGACACACACAGCCGGAUCGAGCAUUUUGCCAGCAGGUUGGCAGAAAUGGAGAACCAGAACUGUUCCUUUUUCACUGACAGCCUCUCGCCGGAUGAAAGUUUGGAUGAAGAUCAGUACCUCCUGCGUCACUCCAGCCCCAGUCUCGAGCAGGACUCCCCUCACGGCCUCAUGCUGGCCCAGCUGGACUGCCAGGACCGAGAGGAGCUGCAGCGCACCCUGCACCGCCUGGAGAACGAGAACCGGGUGCUGCAGGGCGAGUAUCGGCGGCUGAAGUGGAAGCACGAGGAAGCAGCAGCAUCACCUCAGCUUCUGGAGUCAGGUCCAGGUUCACCACCCGGUCAGCAAGACGAGGAACUUCUAGCCGAGGCCCGAGUCCUCCGACAGCACAAAACCCGCCUGGAAACCCGCAUGCAGAUUCUAGAGGACCACAACAAGCAACUGGAGUCCCAGCUCCGCAGACUCCGAGAACUACUGCUGCAGCCCAAAGACGACUCGGAGGCCAAUGGUUCGGCACCCUCCUCUCUGUCCUCUCCGGUGUCAGGUGGCCACCAGGGGGAGCCUCCCAGCAGAGAGACCACAGACACAGAAGCUGCAGGUGAGGAUUUGGAUCAUGAGCAGGACACGGUACUGCAGCUGCAGCAGGUUAUCGAACAGUUGAGGAACGUCUUCCCGUCUGAGCCAGGACCAUGAAGAACCUGAAGCCAAACUCUGAGGCCUAUACGUCUGCAGGUGCCGUAUUGCUCAUCUAAAGGUGGGCAGGGUCUUCAACGUCCAGGGCCGUCGAAUCCAGACCAGAAGAGUUUCGUUUGCCAGUCCCAAAGAGCAGAGGGGAUUUCUGAGUGCUGACUAAACAAACUAAUGUUUACAUGGUACCAAAAGCCUGCAUUGAUCCGGACACUGUGCUAACCGUGUGCUAAUGCAAGGUGUGGAGCUUCAUCCGUACAGCACAAGAGCCAGAAGAAGGGAAGAAGUCUCUCCUUAGGUAUCCCUGUGCCAGCAACUUCUCUGUGUGUGCGUGUGUGUGUGUGUGUGUGCGUGUGUGUGUGUGUGUGUUUUUCCAUUUUAAAAUGAUUUACUUACUCAUGCGCAUAAACACAAAUAUACACGUAUAUCGAUGGUAAGUCAGGAAUGUGUGGCCCCUGUCCCGUGAAGCAGAAAAAAGCAGAUUUCUCUGAAUUUUCAGGACACACAGGAAAGCUUAUUUACACUGGAGGAAUGACGUCUUUGGUUGAGCCUAUCAUUUAUUUAAGAUGCCCACAAACAUUGUGCUACUGCCUUGAGCUUCUCUUUACUUUUUCAUCAAUCGAAAAUGCAUAUAAUUAUGCACACUCUGCAUUUUCUUGAUUAGUAUUUGUGUUUUGCUUUCAAUACAAAUAUCUAAGCAUCUUUAAAACGAGAUAUGAUAUUGUUUAAAAGUUUGAGGUUAGUGUGAUUUUUAAAGAAAUGGUAUUAAGAAAUCGUGCAUUAAAUUGAGCAAAUGUUACAGUAAAGACGUUUAGAUUAAGUACACAUGAAAUCAAAACUAACCAACUAAGCUGUGUCCAGGGUCGGAUUAACCAAUGGGCAUUAUGGCCCCUGUGCACUUGGGGCCUCUGCGAGCGUGGAAAAAUGCCACUUUUGGAGUGCCUAUUUAGGCUAAGAGCAAAUAGUGCACCUCCUUGGAAUAAGCUAGUUAAGCGAUUCCCACCCAUCACCGUUUGAUUGACAGAGAAAACAUAACUGAAGAGCGCAAUAGACAGCAGCGCGAGUGGCGUAGUUCGUUAAGCGCAUGGCAACUUGUUUUGAUGCGAUCGAUCAUGAACCCGGUCUGAUGAACACGUUUUUCUUUUUCCCCCACUACAUAUUAGAUUUUGCCUAUUCUUCAUCAUGAGGAAGACAAGUAGGAAUCAUUAAUAAGCGUGUGUAUUAUGGAGGACUCAGAUUCAUAAAACUGGAUUGGAGAGGUGUUAUAUCCAAACCAUAUGCAUCAUAGAAGUAGAAGUUAUGCAUUAAAAAUACCUUUAAAUAUAAUUUUUAGUUGUGCUUCAGUGAACUUGAACAAGUAAAUUA